UGUAAACACACCUGGAACUAAAGCGACACCUGUACAGGAAACAUGAUUAAUGAGAAGAAUUUGAAAUUUCUUAAUGUUAGAAAUGUAAUUAACAACCCUUAAUUAUCUGAAAACGCCUUAAGAAAUUCGUGAAAGGUUAUAAGAUGGCUUGUGAGAACAUUGGCAAUUGUGCCUUUGCCUCAUUGAUAUCAGCACUACUUGUAUUUUUUGGAGUUGGUGUAUACUGUGGAACCCUUUACAGAGCAUUACAGAUCUUUAUUACACAGAUUCUGGAGGAUAUUUUUGGAUUUAAUGUACCAUGGUUAGAAGUUAUACAGAUUGUUUUUGUUGUCAUAGGUGUUGUCAUGGGAAUGUUUGCAAUUCUCCUUUUGGUGUUUGGUUUCCUAGCAACAGGGGCUACCAGGAAAAAUGUUUACUCUGGUAACAAAUGCAUUAUGGGAGGCAGAGUGUCUGCAGGAUUUUUUAUGUGUAUAUCAUACCUACUGAAUCUUGUAUGGAUUGGUAUGUUAGGAGUGGGCGUCGUCCCAGUUGUUGCGUACCUCAUGGUCUCAUCCAGAUGUGAUAAUAGUGUGUACAAUAAAUAUCAAAAUGGUCAAGUGACAUGUAUCAAUCUUAACCACUAUGGAAUUUAUAGAAAUCAAAGUUACAUUGCUAUUGGACAGUUGCCACCAGGAAAAGAAAGUGUUUGUGAUCCUAAUGACCUGAGGAGAUUAUGUGAUAAGAUAGCUGAAGCAGGACCUCUGUUUUGUGUGGCAUGUGCUGGAGCUGUUGUAAUUAUAAUGGGAAUGACAAAUUUUCUUCUAACACUUGCCACAAAUUACACCAGAUUAAAGAUCUCCAAAGAACUAACAGAGUAUCGUGAUGCUGUGGACAUGGAAGAAUUAGAAUUGAACAGUCGAGACGGAGGAUCAAGAUGACAGCUUACAGCCCACCCAGCUCAUUAAAAUUCACUUUCUAUCUCAUAAAUAUUCAUGAUGUCUCUUCUUAAUCUUUCUAGACUUUUGAUUAGUCAAUCUUUGCUAGACUUUUGAUUACUCUUUUAUUAUUUUUUGUAAUAAUUUGCUUGUUGUGAAAAUCAUCACAUGAGUAUAAUCAGUGAUUUUUUAUUGUGCCAUUUUAAUCAGUGUAUAUUAUGUGCAUUUUCACAGCAAAAGAAUAAGCUUUUAUAUAUAAACUUUAUUUUUAAGACAGGCUAAAAUGAAAACUUUUUUCUUAUUUCUGAUUGUUUUUUUUUUCUGUAAACCCUGUGUGUAUGCUGUAUUAUUUGUGGGUUUUCUUUAAACAUAUCUAUUUUGGUAUAAAUUCAAUCUGAUUUGCUUACGAGGAUCUGAAAAUGCUUGGUUCUACUUUCUGUUCUAAAGAACUUUCGGGAUCCUCUGGUUUUGUUAGAUUAAUACAACCCUUCAAAAAUUUGAAAGCUGAAAUUUCAUUGGCUGAUGUAAUGAUUAUCAGAAUAGAAAGUAAAACGGAUUGUUGUCAGAUCUUUGUAAGCAUAGCCUAGAAACAGGAUUUGCAUCUUAAUCAGAUUGGUAUGAAUUUUACAAUUUUUUCUAAUUUGUUAUCUAAAUGGCUUUAUAUCUUAUUCAAGUCAAAGAUUUAACUUUUCUGGACAGUUGGUUUACAGAAAAAAGACUAAAUAAUAAUAUUGUAAAAGAUUAAAGUUUUUAUUUUGUCCUGAUUUUUCUUUAAUGGUAAGACACAGAAUUAUUUUGUAAAGCAAUUUUGUUUCCUUUUCCUGCUCUUGAUUUGUUUGUAUACUUUUUGAUUUUUUGUAGUCUAUGAUGUUUUGCAUUAUAUAACAGAGCUAUGGUGGGCAUAUUGAUGAAGAAAAACCAAAUUGUACAGAUACAUUUUUAAAAACAUUUAUUGAUAUUUACAAGAAUCAAAAAAUCAUUUUAUGGACAUAUGCUGUUUUGUUUUUUAUAAAUAUUGUGUUAUUCUUACUUCAUUGGAUGAUAUUCUGUAAAGUUUAGGUAUUGUGCAAGAGUGGCUUUGGCCUGAUGACAUGACAGUGUUUGAAAGGGAUAGACAUAAAGUAUGAACCUGCAACACUCAUCACCAAAAAAUCUUAACAGCAAAUAGACUCUUAAUUAAGUCAUGAGAAUAGUAUAAUUUACAAUUGAUUUAAAUUGUAAAAAAAUUUUUUAUUGAAAGAGUCUCUGGAAAUCAGCUUAAAUCUUUCAUAUUGAAUCAAUUAUGCAUAUCAAACAAUACAUCUCUACACUAUGUGUAUAUUUCAGUAAUUAUACAGUCAUAUCAAUCCAUUACAUAUCCAACUGAAUGUGAUGAACUCCCUAAAUGCAUGUAGUUAUAAUAUGUUUUGUAAGUGUCUAUGAAUUUAAUGUUUAACAUUUGUAAACUGAGGCAUGUAACAUGUUUUUUUUUAUAUAAUUUCGCUUCAGAAUGAUUUUUACAUGGUGUAGAUUAUCCAUUGCCAACUUUGAUUGUUUAUUAUUUCUUAUGUAAAUAGAAAACUAAUGAUUUACAAGUUAGAAGUGAUAACUGAUGAUAAUGAUUGAAUCUAUUUCUUGAAAGCUAUUUUGUGUAAAACAUGGAUGAUUUUGAAGAGUUGUCAUACUUAAAUUUUUUGUGAUGUUUUUAUAUUGUAUUUUUAUCAUAAGACCAUGUAAAAACUAUAAUUGUCAACUUUAAGUUUUGAUUUUAAGAUAAUUUAAAAGUACAAUUGAACCUCGUUGUGUUGAAUUUGGUUCCUUUGAAAACACUGAUAAAUCGAGGUUCAAGGCAUUUGUAAUGCUGAUGAGUCAAACACGGUUGAUUCGAAAUCUCGGUUAACUCAAAUAUAUUUUCAGCGUCCCCUGGUAGAAAAAUUAACAUAAAUUUACAUCAGUGUGUCAUACUUUGAAGUAAAAAAAAUAUUGGAAAAAAAACCAGUUUCAAUUAGAUAUAAUGAAUCAAAUAAAGCUUCCUUAAUAGAUCUAUGUUAUUCAACUAUUUUGUAUAACAAUCAGAUUGGCAUAUUACACUUAUUGUUUGUCAACAAAUUCAAUGUUUGACCAUGCAGAAAGUUAUGUCUGUGAAACAUUUUAGCAGCGAUAAUUAUGGAAGGAAUUAAUAGACCCAAGCUGAGAAAUUCAUAAAAGAUCAAUGAAUUAUGAAACUUAUAUAGUUGUUGUUUAUCAAAUUUUUCUUUAAAGAUUUAGACUUGACCUCAGCAAAUAGCAGAUAAGGAGAAAGUUGGAAAAUUAUACAUCUGUAACAAUUUGUUUCGAUUCGCAAAUACUUCUGUAUUUCCUUAUCUUUAUAAACAUCAGAUGUGAACUAUAUAUUGGCCUGUUCUGUGUUUUUUUAUGAAAUCAAUAACUUUUUAAUACUGCAUGUUCUGUCGAUGCAUAUAGAUUGGUAUAAAAAAAUACGUUUUUUUGCCAAUACAUAUCAGGCUGACAACAAAAGGUACAAUAUUGAAAUGGUACAACAUGAUGACCUGGAGACCUUGGAUGACCCCAACAUCUAAUGAGUUGAAUAGUUAUGUCAGGUCCCUCCAACUUCGACUUAUUGAGGUUCAACUGGAAUAUUUUUUUUUAGUGUUGUUAAAUCUUCAGAUAUUCCGAUUAUUUGAUAUAUUUCCUUGAACUGGGUAUACUGUUAAUAAUGAUAAAACAAGCAUUUGGUUUUCCUAUACAGCCAGGUACUUUAUAUUUAAAGGAACAAAUUUUUGUUUAAAAUAUUUCUUUGUGUAAGUAGAAAAUUUUGAAAAUAAAAAUGUUUUAUUACAAGUCAUACAUGUAAAUUAAGUGAAAGCAAGUUUUAACACAUGAGACAUGGAAUCCUAUUUUCCACUGUCUUAUUAUAUCAUCUAGAAGAAAUUUUAACAGUAGAUUAACAUGUACAUAUAUAGUUUUAUUUGCAGUAACAAAGUAAAUAUAUGUCACAAUUAUUUAAUUUUUUUUACAAAGGUGCUAGGCCAUCAAUUUAAAUAAAUUUUGGUAAGAUAUUUUUUUCUUCAGAAAUACAAAUGGUAGAAUCUGCUAUUUUAUGAACCAUUAAUAUAAAAGAUGUCUAUUGAAAUCUAAAUCCAAUUCAUGUAAUAAUCAUCCCAUUAAAAUUGUCAAGAAUAUAUUCCAUCGAUCAUUGAUAUUUUAUAUGUUGUUUUGUAUGCAUAUAUGGUACAUUUCAGGUUCAGUUUUCAGGAACAACUCUAUCAGCCAUUUUCCAGAUGCAGAUUGACAUUGUUCUGUGUCCACAUUUUUUAACUUUAUAAUUAACUACACAGUUUCAUUAUACAUAAGGUGUGCGGAUAGAAAUCGAUCUUAUGCAAAUGAAUAUCAAUUCAUCUGUUAACUUAUUUUGGGUUGAAAAAUCCCUAUGCAAAGUCUGUAACUGUUUGAAAAUUAAGUUGAUAUAAGAUCCCUACAAAACAGACCCAAAUUUAUCUUUUAGUUCGUUUUGAAUGUUGCGAAAUCAAUCAAAGCAGUAUACAUGUACUUGUAUACAUGCACUUGCAUACGGUCGAUUUCUAUCCGACGCACUCAUGUUAUCAUUUUCUAACUGGUUGUGAUAUAUAUAAAUCCAUUUAUGUAAAAUGUUCUGUAUUGUUGUGAACAAAUAUAUAUUUUAUAUGUGGCUAAUAAAUGUAAUAAUAUCUA
Molecule: messenger RNA, 4604 nt
Organism: Mytilus californianus (California mussel)
Lineage: Eukaryota; Metazoa; Mollusca; Bivalvia; Mytilida; Mytilidae
Product: myelin proteolipid protein-like
Exons: 7
Coding region: 144-917 (257 amino acids)
Biological process (GO): neuron projection development
Cellular component (GO): plasma membrane
Source: RefSeq, a predicted model, not a curated record